Molecule: messenger RNA, 816 nt
Organism: Symbiodinium pilosum
Lineage: Eukaryota; Dinophyceae; Suessiales; Symbiodiniaceae
Source: the annotation of a GenBank genome assembly
AUGGUUCAGUUCUAUGGUUUUAUGGAUGAAGGGCUAGAGACAUUGACGCACGCGUUUGCGGAGCGGGUGACCUUCGAUGGCAAGAAAGCUACAGGUGUAGAAAUCUCCUUGACUUCUGACGCCGCUCCGAAGGUUGUUCAACGUCGACUCCGACUUCGGGCCAAACACGAGGUGAUCGUAGCGGCGGGCGUCCUCGCGAGCCCCAAGCUGCUAACGUUGUCGGGCGUGGCAGAGCCGAAGGAGCUAGAUCGACUUGGUAUACCUGUCGUUGCCAGCUCGCCGGCAGUCAGUCUGAACUUCCAUGAGCACGUCGGCUUGUCAAUCGUCGCGCAUACCAACGUGCCCUGUCCAGAAGGAUACCACAUCAGCGAAGAUGGUAAGACGACGACGCAUUUGGGCAACACCGACCAGUUCAUCGGUCAACUCUAUGCGUUCCUGAAUGCGACGGACAACCGGCCGGGUCAGCCGGGCCCAGUGGAUGCAGAGGUCAUGUUGCUCGAAGGCUGCCUUGAAGGACGCCUUUCCCUGACUUUCACGAUCAUCCUGCUCCAAGCGCGGACUCGUGGCAGGUUGGUCGUCCAGUCUCGGCAUCCGAUGGCAUCGCCCCAUCUUGACUACAAGCCUCUGAGCAACAGCGACGACAUUCAGCUCAUCGCGAACACCAUCCGCCUGCUUUACCAGGGUGUCUUUGCCUCAGAGCAACUGGCGCCCUUUGAGCUGGGCAUCAGCCCGAGCGUGGAGGUGGUUGCAGACUUCCAAAAGUUGGCGCAGUGGAUACGGGCCAACAUCUACUACUACUCCCAUCCGACCGGGACA